Messenger RNA from Uncinocarpus reesii 1704, 1767 nucleotides. RefSeq lists its product as uncharacterized. NCBI's taxonomy places the organism in Eukaryota, Fungi, Ascomycota, Eurotiomycetes, Onygenales, Onygenaceae. Gene Ontology annotation, cellular component: membrane. The coding region runs from base 1 to 1767 and encodes 588 amino acids. Gene Ontology annotation, biological process: phosphate ion transmembrane transport. The record is from RefSeq and is a predicted model, not a curated record. The transcript is spliced from 3 exons.
AUGGCACUAGACCAAUACACCUACAUCUUUGUCAUUGGCACUUUCUUUGCCAUGCUCGAUGCCUUCAACAAUGGUGCAAACGAUGUGGCAAACGCCUGGGCAACCAGCGUCUCCUCGAGAUCUAUUUCCUACAGGCAGGCAAUGAUAUUCGGCACUAUAUUCGAGAUGCUGGGAGCCAUCACCGUCGGUGCACGCACAGCCGAUACUAUCAAAAACGGUAUCAUUCCCAACUCGGCUUUCCGGGGUGAUGCCGGUGUCCAAAUGCUAGCAUUUACCUGCGCUCUCGCUGGCGCUUCUACCUGGGUGAUGUGGUGCACACGACACUCUGCCCAUGUCUCGUCGACGUAUUCUCUCAUUUCUGCUGUCGCGGGAGUCGGCGUCGCCACCGUUGGAGCUUCCCAGGUGCAAUGGGGCUGGAACAAUGGCAAAGGUCUUGGAGCCAUUUUCGCCGGCCUGGCCAUGGCUCCUGCUAUCUCAGCCGGGUUUGGUGCAACUAUCUUCAUGCUCAUUAAAUUCGUGGUGCACAUGCGCAAGAACCCGGUGCCGUGGGCCGUUUACAGCUCGCCCUUUUUUUUCCUGAUUGCCGGCACCAUUUGCACUUUGUCCAUCGUCUACAAGGGCUCUCCAAACCUAGGGCUUAAUAAGAAACCCACGUCGUUUAUCGCCGCUGUUACUAUGGGCACGGGCGGUAGUAUCGCCAUCCUCGCUGCCCUUUUUUUCGUUCCUUUUGUGAGCGCAAAGGUUAUCAAGAAGGAUCACACUGUCAAAUGGUGGAUGUUUGUUAUGGGCCCCUUGCUUCUUAAUCGCCCAGCUUUUCCAGAAACCGAGUGUGCCAAUAUUCCGAAUUAUGCUGUUGUGCAGGAGGAAGAAGGGGACCAAUCUCCUGAAGACUCUAUCCGUGACUAUGACUCUAAAAGAUCCGAAAUACCUCAAAGCCCCCCUGCAAACAAUGAUGGCAAAACCCUCGUCGUUACUGAAAUCAGUCAGCCCACAUACAAGGAAUUAAUGUCCCAAGGCGAAGCCAAGCUGCAUGCGAAGCUCCUGAAGAAACGUGGUCCCCUUGGUUGGGCCAUGCGCACACUGCGUGAUAACCCUAUGGGCGCUGGCGAAAUCUAUGAACUCGAUAAUAUGAAAAUCGCUGCAAGGCGAUUGCCCGCCAUGAUUGUUUGCGGCCUUUUGUACGGCCUCCACUACGACAUCCACUCCGCACAGUCCGGCAUUGCCGGCACCCCAGAGGGUAGGCGCAUGCAGCGGGUAUACGCACACGCGGAAAAGUACCCCAACGAAGUCGAGCACACCUAUUCGUUCGUACAGGUUCUCACGGCUUGUACUGCUUCAUUUGCUCAUGGUGCCAAUGACAUUGGAAAUUCGGUCGGGCCUUGGGCUGUCAUCUUCUCUGCUUGGUCGACUGGUAAUGCCGCUGCGGCCAAAGCUCCGGUUCCCGUUUGGCAACUUGCUGUUCUCUCUGCCUGUAUAUCAGUCGGCCUUGUUACAUAUGGAUACAACAUUAUGAAAGGCUGCUCUAUGGAGAUGGGCGCUGCCAUCACCGUUCUCGUCUUCUCACAGUUUUCCCUCCCUGUGUCGACCUCAAUGUGUAUCACCGGCGCUACCGUUGGUGUCGGCCUUUGCAAUGGUACCUUGAAAGCAGUCAACUUCCAGCGAGUUGGCCUCCUCCUUCUCUCGUGGAUUGCCACCAUUCCUAUUGCCGCAACUUUAGCGGGAGUGCUCAUGGGGCUGGUGUUUAAUGCUCCCCGCUUUGCCUCCUGA